AUGACUGCUGUGGUCAUCAAUGUCUUUCGGAUUCUUCUACAGGUCCUCCAGUGUGUCUCAAGAUACCGAUAUGACAAAUUGGUGCUAAAGAAGGAAGGACCACAGGAACGCUCCUGGACCUUGACCCCACAAUAUAUAUACACUGGAAAGUACCAGGCCCUGUUCUCUGUGGGCCCUGUGUUCACCAGCCAGAGGUGGAGGCUCAGGUGCUUUGGCUAUUACAUGAGGAACCCACAUAUGUGGUCAAAACCCAGUGAACCCCUGGAGCUGGUGUUCUCAGGGACAUUCCAAAAACCCAUCAUCUGGGCUGAGUCAGGUUCUGUGGUCCCCUCAGAGAAUCCUGUGACUAUUUGGUGUCAGGGGACCCUGGAUGCCCAAAAAUAUAUUCUGCAUAAAGAGGGAGACCCAGCACCCUGGGAAAUACAGACCCCACUGGAACCAAGGAACAAGGCCAAGUUCUCCAUUCAGUCCACGACAGAGCAACAUGCAGGGCGAUAUUUUUGUUACUAUGACAGCCCUGCUGGCUGGUCUCAGUGCAGUGACACCAUGGAGCUGGUGGUGACAGACAUCUACAACAGUAAACCCAUCCUGUCAGCCCUGCCCAGCCCUGUGGUGACGUCAGGAAUGAAUGUGACCCUACAGUGUGUUUCACAACAUGGAUACGACAGUUUCAUUCUGACCAACAAAGGAGAACAGAA
Messenger RNA from Nannospalax galili (Upper Galilee mountains blind mole rat), 698 nucleotides. RefSeq names its product leukocyte immunoglobulin-like receptor subfamily A member 5. Gene Ontology annotation, biological process: cytokine-mediated signaling pathway. Gene Ontology annotation, molecular function: inhibitory MHC class I receptor activity. The record is from RefSeq and is a predicted model, not a curated record. The transcript has 4 exons. NCBI's taxonomy places the organism in Eukaryota, Metazoa, Chordata, Mammalia, Rodentia, Spalacidae. The annotation marks the transcript as partial.